Messenger RNA from Nematocida ausubeli, 1842 nucleotides. RefSeq lists its product as uncharacterized. Lineage: Eukaryota; Fungi; Microsporidia. Gene Ontology annotation, molecular function: protein binding. The transcript has a single exon. Bases 1 to 1842 code for a protein of 613 amino acids. Gene Ontology annotation, biological process: regulation of transcription by RNA polymerase II. The record is from RefSeq and is a predicted model, not a curated record.
AUGGCCGUAAGAAACAAGAUACACGCUAUUUUGGAGUCUUUGGAGGGCAGGCCAAAACCCUCCGUAUAUGACGUGGAAUAUUGCAUGGAUGAGGCAGACAAAGAGAUCAUGCUGUAUUUGCAAGAGAGGCACCCAAUGGUCACUGAGGAAAUAUAUGAGCUAGUGAUUGACAGACUCGAAAAAGAGCACCACUUUCUGCAGAGAAUCGCAGUGACAAAAAUCUCAGAGUGCGACGAACUUGCAGAGGAGUGCAAUAUAUGCGGGGGCAUGGAGACAGAAGACGAUAACUUUCUUAUUUUCUGCGAUAGCUGCAAUAUUGCAGUGCACCAGUCUUGCUAUGGAGUGCCCCAUAUUCCAGAGGGCAGCUGGCUCUGCCGUCCGUGCUUGCUCUCCCCGAAUAAGCAGAUCAGCUGCGUCUUGUGCUCUGCUUCUGGCGGGGCGUACAAGAGAACCAGAAAUGGGGCAUGGUGCCACGUGCUGUGUGGUCUUCUUGUUCCGGGUGCUCGGUUUGAAAAUCUCUCUCUGGUUGAGCCCGUUGACAUAGAAGACGUAUACAGAAGCCAGCACCAAUGCAGUGCAUGCGGGUUCAAAAAAGGAGGGGUAGCCCCGUGUGCAUACUACGGGUGUCGCAGAUACUACCAUGCAACGUGCGCAGUAAAGAGCGAAAGAUACAUUGAUGUGGCAAAUGGGAUUCUAUUCUGCCUUGAUCACGAUCCAAAAAGAAAGGCAGAGGGACUUCUGACACGGUCUCCAGAUGGAAACUAUCCCGUUCUGGAGAAUACGCCUGUAAUACACAGUCUGGUUCCGCUGUGGAAACCGCAGCGACGUGUGCACGCAGGAAUUGAAAGUGUGCCUGCCCAGGUAUGUGACUAUGUGAUUAAUAGAAUUGCAGAGAGAGAUCUUUCUGCACACAAAAAUGCGCAUAUGUUCAUUCGGGAUAUGUACGCCGUGUGGCAGACACGAAAAAAGGAAAGACCCAUUAUAAAGAGACUUCGGCUAGACUCGCCUGCUGAUGGGUUUAAAAAAUGGGGCACGCGGGUUCUCCCAAAAAUAGAAAUAAUUCAGAGGGAGACCCACAUACUGGACAUGUUCAAGAUGCCGCAGGAGAUUGUUCUUCCAAGCGCAGAAAAGUAUAUGUACGAGGUAUAUGCAGUAGCUUCGUAUAAAAUGCAAAAACUCACAGAAACUGCAGAAAGGACAGCACACAAUAUACACAAGGGUAUUGCAGAAAUGCAAAAGAACCACGUGAACUUGAUCUCCCGGAUGAUUGAUGGAUACGGACAGAUGCAAAUACUACUGGAUGCACUUGAAAGAAUGGACAGACACAGUCUGUUCAUGGAUCAAAUUACAGACAGUAUUGCCCCUGGGUACUCCUCCAUAGUUAAAGUGCCUAUUUCUUUCAGUCUCAUCCAGAAGAAAAUUGACAGGCUGAAGUACAAGUCAUUCGGGGAGGUUGUCAAAGAUGUUGAGCUUCUUAUUAGCAAUGCAUAUGCAUACAACGGGCAUGACUCCUUCAUUGGCAUAGAGACACGCCGGAUAGAAGAAACACUUUCUGUCUACACACUGAAAGAAGGUGACAUAGUGCUUGCACGUAUCCUUCCAAGGCCAUACCUUCCGUAUGUAAUUAUUUGCUCUACCUUGGAGGAUAUCCAUGAUGCAGUGAAAAUAAGAGAUAUAUUAACAGGAGAGGAGCAUUUGAUUGAGAGGUGCAGAAUAUUAAAGAUAGACUCUACAAGUGACCUGACAGCAGGCCUGCGCAAAAUGAAUCAAAUAACUGGAAUAUCACAUCUCCAUGAAAGAGAGCAGGCAAAGUAUGCAAAUGCGUGUACGUUUAAGAAAUAA